UUAGCGUCUCAGCACGUGUGUCGGGGCGGUCCUUCCGGCCGGUGUGUGGGGCCUGACGGCGACGCCGCGGUCAUGAGCCGGCCCAGCCGGCUGCAGCGGCAAGUUCUGAGCCUGUACCGCGAGCUGCUGCGUGCCGGGCGCGGGAAGCCGGGCGCCGAGGCGCGGGUGCGGGCCGAGUUCCGGCAGCACGCCAGCCUCCCGCGCUCCGACGUGCUGCGCAUCGAGUAUCUGUAUCGCCGGGGACGGCGUCAGCUGCAGCUGCUGCGUUCCGGCCACGCCACGGCCAUGGGUACUUUCGUGCGCCCGCGGGGUCCGACUGAGGAACCCGGAGACGUGACAGCCCCGGAGACCAGGCUGGAGGAUGGUGGUGCCCCAAAGAAUUCUUGUGAAGGCACGGGAGACGCGGUCCGAUGAACGGUGACAGACCCAAAUAAAGGUUCCUUCUGACGGUUUAGGGAGGAUCAGGAACUCAUCCAAAUGGAAGCUGAGAUGUCUUGAGAGACAACCGAAUUUUCUCAGUGCAUGCCGAAAGAUCAGACAUUCCCUCACCAAGGGGGUCCCGAGCACCCUGUGGCACCGGCGGCCUGCACAAUGAAUGCUGUGAUACACCAACCCAAAGUCAAAGAGAGCACGGGCGCUCUUUCUCCUCCCCUCGGGGCCGUGACACCUCUCUUGACUUAUAAGAACACACCUACCUCCUCACUCCCCGCCCUUUGCUGUUUUUAAUGCCAAGGAAACAGACUUUGCCGCGCAUGUUUAACAGAAUACCCUGAUGAACCGUGAGAAACUUCGCAGUCCGACUCGCUAUGAAGAACUACGGAUUGUAAGGGAGGUUACAGUAGCUCAUCCCAGCUGAUGAGCCUAAGACUCCUGGAGAAUCCUAGUCCCUACUCCUGUUAGCCUUCUUCGGGAUUCUUGUAUAAAGGGAAUAAAUGUGAGGUGUGCCCACUUCCUUGUUGGUUGUCUUAA
Messenger RNA from Arvicanthis niloticus (Nile rat), 969 nucleotides. RefSeq names its product succinate dehydrogenase complex assembly factor 1 (gene Sdhaf1). NCBI's taxonomy places the organism in Eukaryota, Metazoa, Chordata, Mammalia, Rodentia, Muridae. Gene Ontology annotation, cellular component: mitochondrion. Gene Ontology annotation, biological process: mitochondrial respiratory chain complex II assembly. The record is from RefSeq and is a predicted model, not a curated record.